Molecule: messenger RNA, 1651 nt
Organism: Papaver somniferum (opium poppy)
Lineage: Eukaryota; Viridiplantae; Streptophyta; Magnoliopsida; Ranunculales; Papaveraceae
Product: 3-hydroxyisobutyryl-CoA hydrolase-like protein 2, mitochondrial
Exons: 12
Coding region: 39-1262 (407 amino acids)
Biological process (GO): L-valine catabolic process
Molecular function (GO): 3-hydroxyisobutyryl-CoA hydrolase activity
Source: RefSeq, a predicted model, not a curated record
GGGUUCGGGGUGAGAGUUAGGGUUUUAUCAAAUCAAAGAUGAAUCAUCUUUCAAAAUGUUUACAGAGAACAGCAAGGAGUUCAAUUCAUAGAUAUAAUUAUCACAGUAGAUGUUUUUCAGCUCAACCAAUCUUAAACACUCACGAUGAUGAUUACCAGAACCAGGUAUUGGUGGAAGGAUCAGCAAGAUCAAGAUCUGCAAUACUUAACAGACCUGAAACACUUAAUGCACUCACUACAUCAAUGGCUGUUCGUUUGAAAAACCUUUAUGAAUCUUGGGAAGAUAAUUAUGAUAUUGGUUUCAUUGUCAUGAAGGGUAAAGGAAGAGCAUUUUCUGCUGGUUCAGAUGUUGUUACUCUCUCUCGACUACUUAAUCAAGGGAAAGUACAAGCUUGUAAGGAAUUUUUCGGGACGUUGUAUAGAUUUAUAUAUCUUCUGGGAACGUAUGUCAAGCCACACGUUGCAAUCAUGGAUGGUAUUACCAUGGGGGCUGGAGCUGGAGUUUCACUCCCCGGAUCAUUUCGUUUGGUCACUGAUAAAACUGUGUUUGCAACUCCGGAAUGCCAACUUGGUUUCCAUCCUGAUGCUGGGGGUUCCUAUUAUCUUUCUAGACUGCCUGGUCAUUUAGGGGAGUACUUGGCUUUAACUGGGGAGAGACUGAAUGGAGUAGAUAUGAUUGCUUGUGGCCUGGCUACACAUUAUAUACUUAAUGAGAGACUUGCCUGGAUUGAAGACCGACUCGCUAAAUUGAUUACUGAUGAUUCUUCCGUCAUUAACUCAUCUCUUGAGCAAUUUGGUGACAUUGUCUAUCCAAAUAAAGAGAGUGUCCUUCGUAGGAUGGAGAUAAUUGAUACAUGUUUUGGCCAGGAGACAGUUGAGGAAAUUAUUGAGGCCUUGGAGAACGAGGCGUCUUUAACCACUCAUGAUGAAUGGUAUACAAGAACACUUAAGAAAUUGAAAGCAGCCUCGCCACUAAGCUUAAAAGUCUCUCUAAGAUCUGUGCGAGAAGGUAGGUUCCAGACUCUAGACAAAUGCCUAGCUCGUGAGUAUCGGACGUCCCUGAAAGUUAUUUCCGGACAGUUCUCCAACGACUUCUCUGAGGGUGUUCGUGCACGUUUAGUGGAUAAAGAUUAUACGCCCAAGUGGGAUCCUCCAAGUUUGAAGGACGUAUCUAAAGACAUGGUGGACAGUUAUUUCAACCCACUAGGUGACUUCGAACCUGAACUGGAGUUACCCACGACAGUACGAGAACCCUACAUAUGAUGCAAUCAGCAAAUUCUGCAACAUCCCAUCUUUCACCGUCGUGGAAGUGACUUUUUCGGUGUUUUGGGGAUGCUAGGGUGGUGACGAGACUUCUGUUGUAUUUAUGAAAUUGACAAAUUCUGUUAGGAAUCUUUUUACACUUCAAAUUUUUUGCCAGUUAUCAUGUCAAAACAUGACCAGGGUUAGGUUAGGCCUAUAGAGGAUGUUGUGUAACUUAAGUGCCAUGAUAUUAAACAGAGAUGGAGCGGGUUGGUUAAACAGUGUUACAGAGAACUGGAAGCGAAUAAUAACAUGCCUCUUGUAAGAUGUUUUAUGCCAAUCUGUAAGCAGUUCCCCUUAACAGGUCUUUACCUGACGAAAUGCAAAUCUUGGGGUUGAAUUUACUUGUA